CUAAUCACUUGACAACAUUCUCACCUAAUUCAAUUGUAGAGGUUAAGAGUACACAAAUUUGCCACUUACUCUCAAAUCAAACAUAAUUAAUUUCAUUACAUUUCUAUACCACUAUUUUAAUUCAUCUUCCCCCCCUCCCCCACCUUAUCUUUCACAACCACCAAAUUGAACCCCAUAAGCUCUUACAACCCAACAAUGGCGUCGUCAGAAUACACCUUAUCAGUGGUCGAGAAGCUUCAAGAAGCCAAAAGAAACUCCGGGAAAUCAUACACUCAAAUUGCUGAAGAAACUGGUCUAACCAACGUCUAUGUAGCCCAACUUCUCCGACGUCAAGCCCAUUUGAAACCCGCUACUAUGCCUAAACUUCGGGCUUCUCUACCACAUUUGACAGAUGAUGAUAUUGAGCAGAUGAUGAAGCCUCCUUUUAGGUCAUUUGAUCCUGAUUUGAUUCAAGAACCUGCUAUUUAUAGAUUGCAUGAAGCAACCAUGCAUUUCGGGGAGAGCAUUAAAGAAAUUAUCAAUGAGGAGUUCGGUGAUGGCAUCAUGUCAGCCAUAGAUUUCUAUUGCUCGGUCGAUAAGGUCAAAGGUGCUGAUGGCAAGGACAGGGUUGUUAUUACAUACGAUGGGAAGUAUUUACCAUACACUGAGCAGAAAUCUGAGGAAAUGCUAUCAAGACCGAGGAAAUAAGGAAAAGAAUGCGUGAACAUAAAUUCAAUGAACUCAUUUGCUUUGGCGACUUGUUUAUCGACUCAAUAAUUUCGAAAACUUUGGUAUGUAUUACUGUAUUUGCUCAAUCAAUAAAUGAUAGUAUGAUUUCAAUAUGUCAUGUAUAUGCUCCUGGGGAAACACUUUCUAUUUGAGCUGCAAUGAUAUAAUCUUCUCAUUCGCGAA
Messenger RNA from Amaranthus tricolor (Joseph's coat), 891 nucleotides. Its product is annotated as cyanate hydratase. NCBI's taxonomy places the organism in Eukaryota, Viridiplantae, Streptophyta, Magnoliopsida, Caryophyllales, Amaranthaceae. The transcript is spliced from 4 exons. Bases 196 to 687 code for a protein of 163 amino acids. The record is from RefSeq and is a predicted model, not a curated record. Gene Ontology annotation, molecular function: DNA binding; cyanate hydratase activity.